AUGGCCGAGCACUUGGAGCUGCUGGCAGAGAUGCCCGCGGUGAGCCGCAUGAGUGCCCAGGAACGGCUAAAGCAUGCCCAGAAGCGGCGUGCCCAGCAGGUGCGGCUAUGGGCUCAGGCCCAGAAGGAGGACCAGAGUGGGAAAGGCUUUGGAAACCGGCGCAGCGCAGCGUCUGGCCGGCCAGAGAAGCAAGUCCUCUUCCCUCCAGGUGUCAUCCUACUAGAGGCUGCCUCCCGCAACGACUUGGAGGAAGUCCGCCAGUUCCUUGAGCAUGGGGUCAGCCCUGACCUGGCCAAUGAGGAUGGCCUGACGGCCCUGCACCAGUGCUGCAUUGAUGACUUCCGGGAGAUGGUGCAGCAGCUCCUGGAGGCCGGGGCCAACGUCAAUGCCUGUGACAGCGAGGCCUGGACCCCCCUGCAUGCUGCAGCCACCUGUGGCCACCUGCAGCUGGUGGAGCUGCUCAUUGCCAGUGGUGCAGACCUCCUGGCCGUUAACACUGAUGGUAAUAUGCCCUAUGACCUGUGUGAAGAUGAGCAGACACUGGACUGCCUUGAGACAGCCAUGGCUGACCGCGGCAUCACCCAGGAGGGCAUCGAGGGUGCACGGGCUGUGCCAGAGCAGCACAUGCUGGAGGAUAUCCGGAGCCUGCUUAGGACAGGGGCUGACCUGGACUCUCCACAAGACCACGGAGCUACGCUGUUACACAUUGCUUCAGCCAACGGGUUUGGCGAGGCAGCAUUGCUACUGUUGGAACAUGGGGCCAGUCUGAGUGCCAAGGACCGUGAUGGCUGGGAGCCUCUGCAUGCUGCUGCCUACUGGGGCCAGGUGCACUUAGUGGAGCUGCUCGUGGCACAUGGGGCCGACUUGAAUGGGAAGUCCCUGAUGGAUGAGACCCCCCUUGAUCUGUGUGCUGAUGAGGAGGUGCGGGCCAAGCUGCUGGAGCUGAAGCACAAGCAUGAUGCUCUCCUUCGGGCUCAGGGCCGCCAGCGUUCCCUGCUGCGGCGUCGCACCUCCAGUGCAGGGAGUCGAGGGUGAGCCUGCCCCGGCCCUCCCCGCUCCCUGCCCAGAACCCUGCAGGCCUGCCCCACUCCUUGCCAGCCUACUGGGACCCUGCUAGCCCACACUGCACUGUUCCUGCCCCAUGCCCCACCAGAGGCCAUCGUAUGGCAGCAGCCACCCCCUACCAGCCCUGAACCACCUGAGGAGGACGAGGACCGCCAGACCAAUGCAGAGCUCCAGCCCCUGCCUCCUGGGGAAGACCCAGAGGCUGCUCACCCACACAAUGGCCAAGUGGGGAGCCCCCCAGGGCGGCAUCUAUACUCCAAGCGGUUCGACCGCAGUGUCUCCUACCAGCUAAGUCCUCUGGACAGCUCUGCAGCUGAGGCCCUUGGGCGUGACAAGGCCCACCACACCCUGGCAGAGCUUAAGCGCCAGAGAGCAGCUGCCAAGCUGCAGCGACCGCCUCCUGAGGGGCCCCAUGCCCAGGAUUCCGACCUUCCUGCUAACACGGAGACCCUCCAAACUGAGAGUGGAUUCAGGGCCAGUGGGGACCCACCCCUGCUCAAGCUUACUGCUCCCUCCGAGGAGGCUCCUGGGGAGAAACGGCCAUGCUGCCUGCUUAUGUGA
This is a messenger RNA of Elephantulus edwardii (Cape elephant shrew), 1626 nucleotides long. It is a transcript of the gene PPP1R16A, whose product is annotated as protein phosphatase 1, regulatory subunit 16A. Gene Ontology annotation, molecular function: enzyme inhibitor activity; protein binding; phosphatase regulator activity. Lineage: Eukaryota; Metazoa; Chordata; Mammalia; Macroscelidea; Macroscelididae. The transcript is spliced from 10 exons. Gene Ontology annotation, cellular component: cytoplasm. The record is from RefSeq and is a predicted model, not a curated record.